UUCAAUUGGGGGCCAGGCCCGUCCCAAAGGAGCCGUCGUCGGAGGCAGAGGCCAAUGUUGGGGUGGUUCCCUUAGAUGGGUGUAUGUAGUUCUUUUUUGUAACCAGUGAAAGCUUAGGACCCAUAUUACAGGCGGUACAAAAGCUUGGCCAGGCCCGUCGUUGUAGGAGAGGGCCCGGUGGGAUUUGGGAAGCCCCUUGUAAUCCUGUUGCCGUUUACGUCAGUUAUCUUCGACCAGGCUUAAAAAAAAAAAAGCUCAGUAGACGAAACAUUACUCUUUCUCCACCUAAGCAUUAAAAGCUACAGGUUUUCCAGUCGGAGGAGAAAACGUCCGUGUUCUGCAGUGCCUGAUUGACGCGACGUAAAGAAAACGGAACCUUCGUUAUAGGCUGUCGUUCCUUUGAAGAGUCCGGACGACUUUCCGCGUUGGACUCGCCGGCGGAGAACUCGGGCCAAAAGACGCGACGAAUGCAAGGUAAAGAUAAACUGCAUUAAUCAGAAAUAGAUACCAGUAUCUUUGUUUGGAUAAGGGAAGCGGUUCAUCGAUAUUCAUUUAUGGCUUCAUUUCUCAAGUUGCUGGAUUUUCUGUCUUUGAUAAACAAACACUAUUGCCAAAGUAACUUGUGUAGGACUCUUUCAAAUGGUCACCGUUCAAGGUGGUACAGUAGCUAUCAGAGACCCGGAACAUCUAUUGAGAAAAUUUCACCACGGAAGACAAUUGAUAACUUUAAGAAAGUAGCGGAAGACCUCAAAACACAAUGUGGGCUUGUAAAGAAAGAGGUAGUUGAUUUUGUGAAAGGAUUUGACCAAAGCCAAGUACAAGAUUAUAUAUUUAAUCAGACAAAAGUAAUAUGGGAAUUUCGUAGUGAAGAAGAUAUAAAUAAAUGGAUACUUGGUUCUGAUGCAGCGAUUGGAGGGAAAAGUGAAAUUUGUAUAAAACUAGAUAAGAAUAAACAGUAUGCUACUGUGUCUGGGAACCUCAAUACUGCUGUACCUCGUGAUGGAGUGACAAAGUAUAGUGGAUAUUGUGCUAUGGUAUCAAAACCAGAAAUGCUUGCUUUUCAGCGCACAAAGUUCCAUGACUGGUCAAAUUUUAAUAGUCUAUAUCUGCGUGUCCGUGGUGAUGGUAGACCGUGGAUGUUAAACAUCAAUCCAAACAAAUACGACCCUACUUCAGUGAAGGAUUCUUAUAACUACUUCAUAUUCCCCCGAGGGGGGCCAUAUUGGGAGGAAAUUGAGGUACCAUUUUCUAAGUUCUUUUUUACAAGCCACGGGAGAAUCCAGGAUGGCCAGUAUGAAAUGUGGGUAGAUAGGAUCAGCACAUUGGGACUUACUCUGGCUGAUAAAGUAGAUGGUCCAUUCCAACUGGAUAUAGAUUUCAUAGGAUUGUUCAGUGACAGAUCACACACACAAGCAUUUCCCUAUGAACUCUAUGAAAGAAAUUCCAAGAAAUAGAACAAGUGGAGGAAUGUUGUUCCUUUCAGUUUAGAAUAUUUCUGCAAUUGCAUGCCAUUCAAUACUAAUCCAGAGUUGGACUUAUCAGUGAAUACAAGCUACAUAAGCAAUUAGUUAUGGAAAAACAACACAAAUCAACCUAGUAAAAUGUCUAUGAUAGUGUCAUCUAGCACACAGCUAUUUAGCCAUCUGGAUUUAAACAGUGGUGGGAAAUAAAACUAAUGUGCACAUGCUCCUCAGCCUCCAAUUAAUAAAAAAUGUGUAUAAGAAACAGAACUAAGUUUAUCCUACUUUUAACAUGUAGUUUUCUACCGUUGGUUAGGUUACCUUGACCAAAAGAAAAGUACUGAAUUCCUUUUAGCUGAAGGAGAAAUAAAUGUAUUUUAUGAAUAUCAAAAUGUUGUACAUAAUAAAUAAAUUGCCAUCAAGUUG
Messenger RNA from Pseudonaja textilis, 1886 nucleotides. RefSeq names its product NADH:ubiquinone oxidoreductase complex assembly factor 1 (gene NDUFAF1). Lineage: Eukaryota; Metazoa; Chordata; Lepidosauria; Squamata; Elapidae. Gene Ontology annotation, biological process: mitochondrial electron transport, NADH to ubiquinone; mitochondrial respiratory chain complex I assembly. The record is from RefSeq and is a predicted model, not a curated record. Gene Ontology annotation, cellular component: mitochondrion.